AUGGAGAAUCGAUCCGCGCAAAAAAUUUCAAGAACAAAUCAGAAUGCAACAUUGACAAAACUUCCACCUCAAAAUAUGGCCAAUCCAUCAUCUACAAAACCAGAAAGUGAAACUGUGCCAGUGACGAGGGAUGUCAGAAUGAACAACGCUGCAAAACUGAGGCAACAGUUUAUUGAAGAAAUCAAGGAUAUUGUCCUUUCACUGAAAGAUUCCAUCAAAAAUUUGCAAAUUAAGAUUGCUAAAAUUAAAAAGGAAGAUGAAAUCAUCAAGCAAAAAUUGAGAGAUGAAAACAAACUUUUGUGUAAACAGAGUAAAAUCAUGUAUGAUAAGGAACAAGAGAAUAAGGUCCUCAGAUUAAAAGUUGAAGAGCUGUAUGGGUAUCAGAAAACAAUUGUUGAACACUUGGAAGAUAUUACAACAACUCUUGGUGUACAUGACAAUCUUUCUGAAAAAUUGACAACUGUGUACGACUCUGUAGUUGUGAUUCAACAAAAUGACAAGACAUCUUUCGAGGAAGAAUUAAAUAAAAUAACUCCGGAUAAAGACCUAUCUACAUACUUUAUUAGUUUUUCUGGAGUUGAUGAAAUUAAAAAACAAAAAGAGGAGGAUCAGAGCAAACUCAAAAAUCUUGAGAACAGAAUAAAGGAAUUACAGACAGAACAGAAAAAUUUUGCGGAAGAUGCAGAUAAAAAAAAGAACGUCGUAAUUCAAGACCUGGAAAAAUUAAAACAAGAUAUUAAUACUAAAGCCAAAGAAGUCACAGAAUUAGAAAAGAACAUUUCCCAAUAUAAUACUCAACUUGAAGAAGGCAUUGAAGAAAAAAUCAAAGACGUUAACAACGAAAUAGUUUUAUUAAUGAAAGAGAAAGAUCAAUUGGACCAACAGUGUCACGAGGAUAAAGAAAACACAGCUAACUUUGAAAAAAUUCAAGAAAAAUUAAAAGCUUCUGAAACAGAACUGGAGUCUUUAAAACAAAAUGAGAUUAAAGUCACUAAUAUUUUGCAAUCAAAGAUUUGUGAGUUGGAAGGUAAAUUGAAAGGCUACCAAGAUACGGAAUCCCGCUUAAGAAAGUUGGAGUUGGAAAUAAGAAAGGAAGAAGAAAUUCUUAUGCAUAUUACACAAGAAUGUGAAAGAAAAAGAAAAGAAAGCAAAACCAAAAAUAAAUCAAACGAUAAAACAAAUGAGAUUAAAACUAAAAUACGCCAAGUUGACCAUGAAAUUUCUGAGGCUGAGGUAACAGUUGAACUGAUGCAAAAAGAAAUACGUGAAAUGAAUGGAAGAUACGAAUCAAAGCUGAAAGAAAUAAAAAGUAACAAGGAUAAAAUGACAAAAAGCAUAAGCCAGUACAAUUUACCUAAUCUGUUUGUCUCUGAGGAAGUAGAGACUGAAGAAAAACUAAAGUACAGAAGAAAACUUUACACACCAACUUUUGCAGAUGAUGAAUUGGAAAUAGAUUCGUUACCCAUCGAUGAACAGUUCAAUCAUUUAACUCAGACAUCAAAUUCACCCUCACAAUUGAAAUCUCCAGAAAAGCCAAAACGAUUUUUCAAACGAACUUCAGAAAUAAAAAAAGGCAGCACACCUCGAGGUAGAGGAAGAGGUAAAAAGUACUGA
Molecule: messenger RNA, 1614 nt
Organism: Copidosoma floridanum
Lineage: Eukaryota; Metazoa; Arthropoda; Insecta; Hymenoptera; Encyrtidae
Source: RefSeq, a predicted model, not a curated record